UGUGAACACGCUCAAAGAUGCCUUCCUCUAGACAAUGACUCGUGUAACAGUAUUUAUAAAUUAAAUUAACUCUGUCGCUAAGCAUGUAAUUAUUUAGAAAUUUAUAAUAGAUCUAGUAUAUUCUGCGUUGAAUUUAUAAAUAUAUGACGUUUCGAUGACGUCACAUGUUUAGCUUUAGCCAUGAGCCUUCCCACUUUUGAGAUCCACGUGACGCCCCUGGACUCAUUCGAAAGUCAACGCACAUCAAUUUACCGGUUAUUAAUAUUUACAACUAGUCAAUACAGCCCUGAAUACGCAGCCGCCGUAGAGCCAGGAUGGCGUUAUCUCCUCUUCCUAAAGGACGCUUCAACCUUGCUGCGACGCAUUGGUUUACUAGAAUUAAGGACGAGAUUCUCUAUGAAGAAUACGCAGUACUUCGUUCCGGUAUGGAGUGCUUCGUGCACGCGAGAGCGAUUACUGGUGUUAGUUUACUUGUCUACGACGAAAACAGGACAGAGGACAUAGAGAUGUGGCAAGAGUUUUUGCAACUGACCAGUCGAUUAAAGCGCAGGUUGUACAUAUCAAUCGGACCUUGGAUUGUACAAAACAUACUAGCUAAUAGAACCAUCUAUUUGACGGCCGUCGCUAGUAAUAAAGGCAAAGAACCUCCCGAGGAAGUUGAUUCGGACGAAGAAAAAUGUAGCAGGAUCGGAAAGGUCCGACAACAUCCCAUUCUUAUUCCAAGAAAAGGAUGGGACAGGCGUUUCUUUUACGAAUCGACGAGAAGAGACGAAAAAUCUGCCAUGGACGCAAAUAGUGAGGAACGCAAAAAGGGAAAAGUAGUAGUAGCAGCAGCAGAACAAGCACUAUUGGCGGAAGGAGGCGAAAAAUCUGCAUUGGAUACAACUGAACGGGAACGCAGAAAAGGAAAAGUUGUCGCCGAAGACGAACAACAAGCACUGUUGGCUCAAAGAGACGAAAAAGCUGCAAUGGACACAACUAAACGGGAACGCAAAAAAGGAAAAGUGCAAACAGAAGAAGAACAAGCACUGUUGGAAGAAAGAGGCGAAAAAGGUGCAACGGACACAACUAAAUGGGAACGCAAAAAAGAAAAAGUGGCAACAGAAGAAGAAGAACAAGCACUGUUGGCAGAAAGAGGCGAAAAAGCUGCAACGGACACAACUAAACGGGAACGCAAAAAAGGAAAAGUGCAAACAGAAGAAGAAGAACAAGCACUGUUGGCAGAAAGAGGCGAAAAAGCUGCAAUGGACACAACUAAAUGGGAACGCAAAAAAGGAAAAGUGCCAACAGAAGAGGAACAAGCACUGUUGGUAGAAAGAGGCGAAGAAGCUGCAAUGGACACAACUAAACGGGAACGCAAAACAGGAAAAGUGGCAACAGAAGAAGAAGAACAAGCACUGUUGGCAGAAAGAGGCGAAAAAGCUGCAACGGACACAACUAGACGGGAACGCAAAAAAGGAAAAGUGCAAACAGAAGAAGAAGAACAAGCACUGUUGGCAGCAACGGACACAACUAAACGGGAACGCAAAAAAGGAAAGGUGCCAACAGAAGAAGAAGAACAAGCACUGUUGGCAGAAAGAGGCGAAAAAGCUGCAAUGGACACAACUAAACGGGAACGCAAAAAAGGAAAAGUGGCAACAGAAGAAGAAAAACAAGCACUGUUGGCAGAAAGAGGCGAAAAAGCUGCAACGGACACAACUAGACGGGAACGCAAAAAAGGAAAAGUGCAAACAGAAGAAGAAGAACAAGCACUGUUGGCAGCAACGGACACAACUAAACGGGAACGCAAAAAAGGAAAAGUGCAAACAGAAGAAGAAGAACAAGCACUGUUGGCAGAAAGAGGCGAAAAAGCUGCAAUGGACACAACUAAACGGGAACGCAAAACAGGAAAAGUGGCAACAGAAGAAGAAGAACAAGCACUGUUGGCAGAAAGAGGCGAAAAAGCUGCAACGGACACAACUAAAUGGGAAAGCAAAAAAGAAAAAGUGGCAACAGAAGAAGAAGAACAAGCACUGUUGGCAGAAAGAGGCGAAAAAGCUGCAACGGACACAACUAAACGGGAACGCAGAAUAGGGAAAGUGCAAACAGAAGAAGAAGAACAAGCACUGUUGGCAGAAAGAGGCGAAAAAGCUGCAACGGACACAACUAAAUGGGAACGCAAAAAAGAAAAAGUGCAAGCAGAAGAAGAAGAACAAGCACUGUUGGCAGCAACGGACACAACUAAACGGGAACGCAAAAAAGGAAAGGUGCCAACAGAAGAAGAAGAACAAGCACUGUUGGCAGAAAGAGGCGAAAAAGCUGCAAUGGACACAACUAAACGGGAACGCAAAACAGGAAAAGUGGCAACAGAAGAAGAAGAACAAGCACUGUUGGCAGAAAGAGGCGAAAAAGCUGCAACGGACACAACUAGACGGGAACGCAAAAAAGGAAAAGUGCAAACAGAAGAAGAAGAACAAGCACUGUUGGCAGAAAGAGGCGAAAAAGCUGCAACGGACACAACUAGACGGGAACGCAAAAAAGGAAAAGUGCAAACAGAAGAAGAAGAACAAGCACUGUUGGCAGCAACGGACACAACUAAACGGGAACGCAAAAAAGGAAAAGUGCAAACAGAAGAAGAAGAACAAGCACUGUUGGCAGAAAGAGGCGAAAAAGCUGCAAUGGACACAACUAAACGGGAACGCAAAACAGGAAAAGUGGCAACAGAAGAAGAAGAACAAGCACUGUUGGCAGAAAGAGGCGAAAAAGCUGCAACGGACACAACUAAAUGGGAAAGCAAAAAAGAAAAAGUGGCAACAGAAGAAGAAGAACAAGCACUGUUGGCAGAAAGAGGCGAAAAAGCUGCAACGGACACAACUAAACGGGAACGCAGAAUAGGGAAAGUGCAAACAGAAGAAGAAGAACAAGCACUGUUGGCAGAAAGAGGCGAAAAAGCUGCAACGGACACAACUAAAUGGGAACGCAAAAAAGAAAAAGUGCAAGCAGAAGAAGAAGAACAAGCACUGUUGGCAGCAACGGACACAACUAAACGGAAACGCAAAAAAGGAAAAGUGCCAACAGAAGAAGAAGAACAAGCACUGUUGGCAGAAAGAGGCGAAAAAGGUGCAACGGACACAACUAGACGGGAACGCAAAAAAGGAAAAGUGCCAACAGAAGAAGAACAAGCACUGUUGGCAGAAAAAGCAGAAGCGGCAAAAACCACACCAACAAAUUAGAAAGCUGCAAAUGAAUGUUGAUUUAGAUUGGGUUGCGAUAAAAUGUACUACUAUGCAUGGGCAAAUGCAAUCAAACUAAUCAUUA
Messenger RNA from Corticium candelabrum, 3297 nucleotides. RefSeq names its product ABC transporter F family member 4-like. The transcript is spliced from 2 exons. NCBI's taxonomy places the organism in Eukaryota, Metazoa, Porifera, Homoscleromorpha, Homosclerophorida, Plakinidae. Bases 315 to 3212 code for a protein of 965 amino acids. The record is from RefSeq and is a predicted model, not a curated record.